Sinocyclocheilus grahami is the source of this 2630-nucleotide messenger RNA. Its product is annotated as heat shock 70 kDa protein 4-like. Gene Ontology annotation, biological process: protein folding. Gene Ontology annotation, cellular component: cytosol; nucleus. Lineage: Eukaryota; Metazoa; Chordata; Actinopteri; Cypriniformes; Cyprinidae. Gene Ontology annotation, molecular function: ATP binding; ATP-dependent protein folding chaperone. The record is from RefSeq and is a predicted model, not a curated record. The transcript has 13 exons. The coding region runs from base 162 to 1853 and encodes 563 amino acids.
UGGGUUCUGCGUUUGACCCUGAGCUGGGCGGUAAAGACUUCGAUGAGGUGCUGGUCAAGUUCUUCUGUGAGGAGUUUGCGCAGAAGUACAAGCUGGACGUGCGAUCGAAGCCCCGCGCUCUAGUGCGGCUCUACCAGGAGUGCGAGAAACUGAAGAAACUCAUGAGCGCCAACUCCUCGGACUUGCCGCUCAACAUCGAAUGCUUCAUGAAUGACAUCGACGUCUCAGGCAAGCUUAACAGAGCCAAGUUUGAGGAGUUCUGUGCAGAGCUGCUGGCUAAGGUGGAGGCUCCACUGCGCAGCAUCAUGGAACAGACCAGACUGAAGAAAGACGACAUCUAUGCAGUGGAGAUCAUGGGCGGCGCCUCCAGGAUUCCAGCCAUCAAAGAGAGAAUCAGCAAAUUCUUCGGAACGGAGCUGAGCACGACGUUGAACGCGGACGAGGCUGUGGCCAGAGGAUGUGCUUUGCAGUGUGCAAUCCUGUCGCCCGCCUUCAAAGUGCGUGAGUUCUCCAUCACAGAAGUGGUUCCCUACCCCAUCUCUCUGAAGUGGACCUCAGCGGCUGACGAAGGCAUCAGUGAUUGUGAAGUUUUCCCGAAGAACCAUGCCGCACCCUUCUCUAAAGUGUUGACUUUCUACCGGAGGGAGCCUUUCUCUUUGGAGGCCUACUACAACAAUCCCAAAGAGCUGCCGUAUCCUGAUCCUACCAUGGGCCAGUUUAACAUCCAGAAGGUGGUGCCUCAGCCAUCCGGCGAGAGCUCCAAGGUGAAGGUGAAGGUGCGUGUGAAUGUGCACGGGGUCUUCAGUGUGUCCAGCGCCUCCCUGGUGGAGGUUGUGAAGUCUGCAGAGGGAGAGGAACCCAUGGAGACAGACACUCCAGCCAAAGAGGAUGAGAACAAGAUGCAAGUGGAUCAAGAAGUACAGAAGGCUCAAGGUGAUGAUCAGAAAGAACAUGCAGACAAGAAAUCGGACACUGAAGACAUGGAGGCUUCAGAAGACAACAAACAGGAGGAGAAGAAGAAUGAACCUCCACAAGCCAAGAAAGCCAAAGUGAAGACAAAGACGGUGGAUCUGCCCAUCGAGAACAGCCUGCACUGGCAGCUGGCCAGUGAAACGCUCAAUCUGCUCGUGGAGAAUGAGGGGAAGAUGAUUAUGCAGGAUAAGCUGGAGAAAGAAAGAAACGAUGCCAAGAACUAUGUGGAGGAAUAUGUUUAUGAAAUGAGAGACAAACUGCACGGAGUGCUGGAGAACUUUGUCAGCGAGGCUGACCGAGAUUCUUUCUCCUUGAAACUGGAGGACACUGAAAACUGGUUGUAUGAAGAAGGAGAGGACCAGCAGAAGCAAGUGUACAUCGAUAAACUGGCUGAGUUGAAGAAACUGGGAGAGCCGAUUCAAAACCGACUCAUGGAGGCAGAGGAGCGGCCAAAAGCUUUGAAUGAGCUCGGAAGGCAAAUCCAGCAGUACAUGAAGGUCGUCGGGGCUUAUAAGGCCAAGGAUGAGCUGUAUGAUCAUUUGGAUGAGCUGGAGGUGAUGAAGGUGGAGAAGCAGGUGAAUGAAACCAUGACCUGGAUGAACAACAAAAUGAAUCUGCAGAGCAAACAGAGUCUCAGUCAGGACCCUGUGGUUAAAGCCCAAGAGAUUCAGGCCAAAACAAAGGAGCUGUAUUCUGCUUGCAAUCACGUCGUCACCAAACCCAAGCCCAAAGUGGAGCCUCCCAAGGAGGAGACUCCGGCCGAGCAGAACGGCCCUGUGAACGGACAGGAGGGUUCAGAGGCCCAAGCGGGCAACCCAGAGAAGGGCCAAGCUGCCCCAGAAAACACAGAGGCCAAGCUUCCCGAAAUGGACAUCGACUAAGUUCGUUCGGCUCUCUUCUGCGUCCGCACCAGCCUCUCUCACGCCUCUUAUAUGCCUCUGAGUUUGGAUUCAGAAAAAAGAAAAAACAAAAGAAAACAUUGAUUUUGGGGAAGUAGGCUGCCCAGUUCAGUUCUCUUGCUGUCGGUGGCAUCUUUCUUUCUUUCUCCCUUCCUUCUUUCCUUCCUUCCUUCCUUCUUUCUUUCUUUCGGUAUCUUCCUUCCUUCCUUUCUUUUGGUUUUGCUGUUUAAAAACAGGAUACAUAGAGAUCCAAUCUCCCUUCUUCAAUAUAGGUAUUGGAUGAGAACCUGGUCUGUCGCUUUUUUAAUUUAUUAUAAUUUUUUUAAUGUCCACAGUUCCAGUUUCCCGAAACGAAGGCGGACGGGAUUAUCAAGUGGGACGGACUGCUUUAGUGCUGUUUAACGGAUAACACGUUUCUGUUCUGAUCUACUGUUUGGAGAGUUUAUUAGCAUUGAAGAUUUGUUGCACAGACUAACUUCACAAGUGAAGUUUCUAACUACCAGAUCUUGGGGGAAAAGCACUGAAUCUGCUGAACAUUUUCUCGAGGCAGAGGCAUGAGCUGCACGCUAUGUCCAAGUAGAGCUGAGUUACUGUUAUGCAGCAUUUCGUUGUGAAAUGUGCGUCAUUCUGUGUCGACGGCUUUUGGUUUAACCCUGUUUGUUUUCCUUGUCUACUCUGCAGCCUGUGUGAAGGGUGGAGACUAAUGAGUCGCAGUCACAAAUGAGGAGAAUUAUGAGAAUAAAUUCAUUUUGGUAUACA